Brassicogethes aeneus is the source of this 742-nucleotide messenger RNA. The record is from the annotation of a GenBank genome assembly. Lineage: Eukaryota; Metazoa; Arthropoda; Insecta; Coleoptera; Nitidulidae.
GGGGGUUGGGACGCAUAAAAGCGUAGCGACGCCUAAAAAUAUCAGUCUUAAGUGUUUAACCUGACACUAGCAAGUCUCAUACAGCAACCAACAUGUCUUUGCAACGUCAAGUAGCCGCUAAGCUCGCGUCCAAGCGUAGCCCCGAACAGGACAAAGAAGCCCAAGAAUGGAUGGAGACCAUCCUUGGAGCCAAAUUCCCCCCAGGUCAAAGAUACGAGGAUGUCCUUAAGGACGGAACUGUUUUGUGCCAAGUCAUGAACAAACUCGCCCCUGGAUCCAUCCCCAAAAUCAACACCACCGGUGGACAGUUCAAGAUGAUGGAAAACAUCAACAACUUCCAAGCAGCCAUGAAGGCUUACGGAGUGGCUGACAUCGAUGUGUUCCAGACUGUGGACCUGUGGGAAGCCAAAGACAUCGCUGGAGUGACCAACACCCUGUUCGCUUUGGGUAGACAGACCUACAAGCACCCGGAAUGGAAGGGACCCUACUUGGGACCCAAACCUUCCGACGAAAACAAACGCGACUUCACCGAAGAACAAUUGAAAGCCGGUCAGACCAUGAUCGGUCUUCAAGCUGGAUCCAACAAGGGUGCCACCCAAGCCGGCCAGAACAUGGGUGCCGGCAGAAAAAUCAUCAUUGGAAAGUAAGAAAUUAGGAGACUUUGUAUUUUUUUAUUUGUAAUUUAUUUUAUUAUACAGAGAUAAUAAACGCUAUAUUUAUUUUCUACCCAAUUGUUUUCUUU